This is a messenger RNA of Funneliformis mosseae, 1047 nucleotides long. The record is from the annotation of a GenBank genome assembly. NCBI's taxonomy places the organism in Eukaryota, Fungi, Glomeromycota, Glomeromycetes, Glomerales, Glomeraceae.
AUGGUAAACAAGAAAAAUAAGAAAGUAGUUCGUCCAUGGUGCUGGUAUUGUGAAAGGGAUUUUGAAGAUGAAAAGGUCUUAGUCCUACAUCAAAAAGCAAAGCACUUUAAGUGUUCUCACUGUAAUAAAAAAUUUAACACGGCGGGUGGAAUGGUUUUUCAUGUAGCCCAGGUUCACAAAGAAACAAUUGACACGGUUUCAAAUGCAUUAAAAGGACGGGAAUCAACGAAAGUAGAGAUAUUCGGUAUGGAAGGAAUACCCCAAGCUGAUAUGAUAGCUCAUAUGCGUGCAAUUGAAAACAAACAGCCAUCAAAGAGAGUUAAAGUUGAAGAACCUAUGGAACUUUCUAGUGAGGAAAUUAAAAAGCGACUUGCUCAACAUCAAGAAAUGAUGAAAAAUAAUUCAAAAGCUGGCCAAUAUUUCCUUCAUUCUGGUUAUACCGUACAACAACAUAUGGCAUCGUUGAUACCUCACCAGUAUAGUCAAUUUUAUCAAAGUCCUGGUGUUACUUCAACUCAAAUAUAUUUACCUGAUUCUCCAUACCGACCGGGUCAAGUUCCUGGAAAAUCUCUACCAUGGAGUCUUCCGGUAUCAGGUGUCAGUCAACUACCAUAUGGAAGACAGAUUCAACCAACUACAAUGAGACAAUCAGCGGUCUAUCCACUUCUUUUGGUUAAUAAUAAUGCACCUGCAUCUCAAAUUUACUCACAAGUUCCAAAUUCUGGAAUGUCUUCAUCAGGUCAGCCAUCAUAUGCUCCUUACGCUGCAAAUACUGUCAUGACGACAUAUCCACAAAUCGCAGUUCCUUCCGAUAGAGAAAUGACUAUAAAUGAAAUUGCAAUGAACAACGCAGCACAUUCAAACUCCCAACCGGCGGCUCAAAAAAAAGUGCUCAAAGUCAGAUUGGCUUACAAUGAUAAUGAAGUUUCGAUGGAAGAAAAAAGAGCAGAACAUGCAAAAUAUCGAAAAUUAAGACCAAUUCAGACAGCAAGCACAUGCCAAUCUCGUGCUGUGAACUUUGAAGGAAGGGUUGUGAAUAGGAUCUAG